AUGAACGGCAAUCAAUACCAUACGGCUGCUCCUUCCAAUGGUGCUUCCAAUGGCUCCGUGGAGACUACUCAUGGCAAUGGAUCGGGCUCCAAAGUGCCCGACGUGGCUCCAGCUAAGGCGUACCAUUUCCCCAAGUCCAAACAAGAGUUGAACCAUUUGUUGAAUGAGUAUCAAUAUCUUUCCAAACAAUCGAACGAACUCAAACAACAGUUUGAGCAGCAAGCACAAGACAAUGGCGAGGACCUUAAACCGUCUACAUUUGUUGAUGCUAACAAAGAAUCCAAACUCAAGAUUGAAAGUCUCUUAUUCCAAGUCUCUCAAAAAUAUGAUAGUUUUACGAAAGAAAAGCUGGAUUUCUUUGAUGGGUUAUUGGAAAUGAACCAAAAAUCUGUGGAUGAUAGUGAUUUGGACAAGGACUUGCUUAUGAGGCAAAUCACGAGUUUGCAAUUGUUGUCCAAGGAUUUGGAUUUACCUCAAACAUUACAACAACACUUACAAGAGUCUAUUGGUGAGUCUGAUUCAGAGGAAAUAGAAUUGGCACUGACAGUAUUUGAGGAACUCUUUUCCAGUAAAUAUGAGUACAGUGAUUAUGUUGCCAAGCUUCUACGCUUAGGAAUCGAUGUUUCCGAGUCUUCCAGGUCUACGGAUUCUUUAGGCCCUGCUUAUGACAAACUCGGAGGGUUCUAUCCUGAACACUUGGUUUCGGCCAAAAUCUCCAAUAGAAUUCAAGACUUAGAAAAUGUUCCUUUGAACUUGGGAACAUUAAAGUUUGGUGAAGUUGAUGCCUCCAAACAUUACGAUGAAUUAAAAAUCAAAUCAUUGAUCGAAUUGAAGGCCUUGAAGUUAUUAGCCAAGCAAAAGCAGUUAAAGAAGUUCCUUGUGAAUUAUCAAGCAAACGAAGCUCACACCAAACUUGAGCUGUUGAAGAAUGACCCUUUGAUAAACCAAUCAAUCAGGUCAUUUUACAUUAGAAGCAAGAUUGAAGUUUCCAACCCUGAAAGUUUGGCUAUUAAAUUAGAAGAAAGACGUAAAGCCGACUUGGAGAAAGAACAGCACAAGUUCCGCUUGCAAAAGAUCCAGAGAACCAUUGAAACUAUUGAUGAGUUCAAUGGUGAAAGAAACCUGAGAUUCAACAAGAGACAAACGUUUAUCAAAGCCAUUUCUUCCUUUCAUUCAUUUAUUGAAAAAGAUGAGACUAGAAAGCUGGAAAGAAUCGCUAGACAGCGUUUGCAAGCCCUUAAAGAUGAUGAUGUUGAAGGUUAUAUGCAAUUGUUAGACGAAGCUAAGGAUCAUAGAAUCACUCAUUUGUUGAAACAAACUAAUCAAUUCUUGGAUACUUUGGCUCAAGCUGUUAAGCUGCAACAAAUUGAACUGGGGGUUGAAAUUCCAUUGGAAGCUGGUGCUGAAAAGCCUACUAGCGAUGACGCUGAUGACUUGAGAGAAAAGAUUGACUACUAUCAAGUUGCUCAUAGAAUCAAAGAAGAGGUUAAAGUACAGCCUUCGAUUUUGGUUGGAGGUUCUUUGAAAGAAUAUCAAGUGAAAGGUUUGCAAUGGAUGGUUUCUUUGUACAAUAACAAGUUGAAUGGUAUUUUGGCAGAUGAAAUGGGUUUAGGAAAAACCAUUCAGUCUAUUUCAUUGGUGACCUAUUUGAUUGAAAAGAAACAUGAAGACAAGUUUUUGGUUAUUGUUCCUUUGUCUACCAUCACAAACUGGACAUUAGAAUUCGAAAAGUGGGCACCUUCUGUCAAGAUAAUUGUUUAUAAGGGUUCUCAGAACCAAAGGAGAGAAAUGCAACCCGAAGUCAGAGCUGGUAACUUCCAAGUCAUUUUGACUACUUACGAAUAUAUUAUCAGAGAAAGACCAAUCUUAAGCAAGUUUGAGUACAGUCAUAUGAUCAUUGAUGAAGGUCAUAGAAUGAAGAAUGCAGAUUCUAAGUUAUCCAUUACCUUGAGGACCUAUUAUAAGACUAAAAACAGAUUAAUUUUGACUGGAACUCCAUUGCAAAAUAACUUACCCGAAUUAUGGGCCUUGUUAAACUUUGUAUUGCCAAGGAUUUUCAACUCUGCUAAAUCUUUUGAUGAAUGGUUCAAUACACCCUUUGCCAAUACUGGUACUCAGGAAAAGAUAGAAUUGACCGAAGAAGAAAGUUUGUUGGUCAUUAGAAGAUUGCAUAAAGUUUUGAGACCUUUCCUUUUGAGAAGAUUGAAGAAAGAUGUUGAAAAAGACUUGCCUGAUAAGGUCGAGAAGGUUUUAAAGUGCAACUUAUCUGGCUUGCAAUACAUCUUGUAUGAACAAAUGUUGAAACACAAUGCUUUGUUUGUUGGUGCAGGAGUUGGUAGUAACAAAAGUGGAAUCAAAGGUUUGAAUAACAAGAUCAUGCAAUUAAGAAAAAUCUGUAACCAUCCGUUCGUGUUUGAGGAAGUGGAAGCGGUUUUGAACAGCUCAAGAUUAACAAACGAUUUGAUUUGGAGGACUUCGGGUAAAUUCGAAAUGUUGGAUCGUAUCUUACCCAAGUUUCUUGCUACCGGACAUAGAGUGUUGAUGUUUUUCCAGAUGACUCAGGUUAUGGACAUUAUGGAAGAUUUCUUGAGAUGGAGAGAAAUGAAGUUCUUAAGAUUAGAUGGUAGUACUAAAGCUGAAGACAGACAAGAUAUGUUGAAAGAAUUCAAUGCUCCUAACUCUGAAUACUUUUGUUUCUUAUUGUCUACUAGAGCUGGUGGUUUGGGUUUGAACUUACAAACAGCUGAUACGGUCAUUAUCUUCGAUACCGAUUGGAAUCCACAUCAAGAUUUACAAGCUCAAGAUAGAGCCCACAGAAUUGGUCAGAAGAAUGAGGUAAGGAUCUUGAGAUUAAUCACUAAUGAUUCCGUUGAAGAAGUGAUCUUGGAGAGAGCUCACCAGAAAUUAGAUAUUGAUGGUAAGGUUAUUCAGGCAGGUAAGUUUGACAACAAGUCUACAGCCGAAGAACAAGAAGAGUUCUUAAAGAGAUUAUUAGAAGCUGAAGGGUCUGGUGAAGAAACUGAAGAGAAAAACAUGUUAGAUGAUGAUGAGCUUAAUGAUGUUUUGGCUAGAAGUGACCCGGAGAAGGAGAUCUUUGCAAAGAUGGAUAUCGACAGAAUGACACGGGACAAGAUGAAUGGAAUCCAAACAAGGUUGAUCCAAGCGGCUGAGUUACCCAAGAUCUUUACCGAAGAUGUUAGUCACCACUUUGAGAAGGAUACGAAAGAGCUCAGCAAAAUGAGAGUCAAAAAGAGAGUAAGGUAUGACGACGGUUUAACCGAAGAGCAAUGGCUUAUGGCUAUGGAUGACGACAAUGACUCGGUCGAAGCUGCUAUCCGUAGAAAGGAAAUGCGUGCUUCUAAACGAAGACGGAAAAAACUCAAUGGAGUUUACGGUCUCGAUGAUGACGAGGAUGAAGGCGAAGAUGAUGAGGAUGAAGAUGGUGAGUACGAAACCUCCAGAAGAAAGUCACGUCGGUCGGCUACUCCAAAUUCGUUCAAAGAAGAAGAUGAGAAUAUUGCAGAUGAAGAUGAGGAAGACGAAGUCGAAAAUGCCCUUCAAAUAGAAGGAAAUCGUAUCCUCGAACAAUUGGAUGACCUCGUGGCAGAGGAUGGUCACAAAGUUACGGAGGUGUUUGAAAAACUUCCAUCACGUAAACUUUACCCAGACUACUAUAAGAUUAUCCCCAAGCCCGUUUCAAUUAAUCAGAUCUCCAAGAACUUAAAAAGCAACAAGUACUUCGACAUCAGCGAGAUGAAACAAGACCUCCUUACCAUGUGCAGCAACGCCAAAACUUAUAACGAAGAGGGCUCGUGGAUAUAUACUGACGCUGACACCAUUGAACAGGUUGUUAAUGGAGUUUAGAUUUAAUAUAGAGUUUGUGUAUCUUCCAA
Molecule: messenger RNA, 3893 nt
Organism: Yamadazyma tenuis ATCC 10573
Lineage: Eukaryota; Fungi; Ascomycota; Pichiomycetes; Serinales; Debaryomycetaceae
Source: RefSeq, a predicted model, not a curated record